This is a messenger RNA of Miniopterus natalensis, 3290 nucleotides long. Lineage: Eukaryota; Metazoa; Chordata; Mammalia; Chiroptera; Miniopteridae. The record is from RefSeq and is a predicted model, not a curated record.
AUGGCCACCUUGUACUUGUCACCUCCUGCAGGGAAACCGGUCAGCCUGAGCUACAGAUGUCCUUGCCGAUUCUUCGAGAGCCACGUUGCAAGAGCCAACGUCAAGCAUCUCAAAAUCCUCAACACUCCAAACUGUGCCCUUCAGAUCGUGGCCAAGCUGAAGAGCAACAACCGCCAAGUGUGCAUUGACCCGAAACUGAAGUGGAUUCAGGAAUACCUGGAUAAAGCUUUAAACAAGAGGCUCAAGAUGUGAGAGGCGCAGGCUGGGUCAGCCGCCUGAGGAAGCCUUACUGUGGGAGGCCGGGCUGAAGCCAGUGUUAGGAGGGGCCCCAGAGGUCUCCUUGCGCAGCCCGGGCAGGGCCGGAUGUGCUUCCCAGGGCUUUGUUUUGCACAAUUUGCCUUAUUUUCACCAUUUGAUUAUGUAGCAAAAUAUAUUCUUCCUUUUUUUCAUGUAGCCUGAUUAUCCAAUGUCACUGGUGACAAAUAGGAACUUAGACUAAAACCAUUAUUUUACUUGCUUUGUUAUAAUAUGCUCACCAUGGAGCCCCUGGUCUGACCGGGGUUCUUGAGUGUUAUAUUUUUCUGAGCUGCACAGGCUGGCUCCCCAGGCUCAGGCAGCCUCCCCCACACAGCCCUGUCCUGAGGUGGGAGUCACCAGAAGGGGUCAGGAGCCAGCAGCGCAGGCAGACCCCCUGAAGCUGGCCCUAGGCAGCAGGGUGGGGGGCCAGGUCCCGGGGGGGCCAGGCAGCGGGCUUCCCUGAGCCGGGGCAGCAGGCGGGAGGCCAGGGCAGGGCCUCAUCCCGUGCUCUCCUCUGCAUCUCAUCAUGUUCUCCUCACAUCCUCUCUCUCAUCCAUCACCAUGUGCAUCUGAGACUGUCUCCAUGACCCCGGGAAAGGACUCUCUCAAGACUAAAGCUUUCAUUUUAACUGGGCACCAAGAAGCAAACCAAAAUGUGCUGUGCUUCAGGCCCUGGAAACACUGUGCGCAGCGUGUCUGGUCUGGAAUACUGUCUCUUGUCUGAUCCUGUUUCUCGUUCCAAGUCAAUGUCCUUGGUGCUGCCUUGUAAGUCCCUCGUGUGCAGAGGCUGAGCGAGCAGCUGUCCUUGGGCCUUCGGCCUGGCCCCUGAUCAGGGCUGUGGCAAUUUGGGGUGGUUGACCAUGUUUUCUCCACUGAUCACAAAGCCCAGGUGGAUCAGCAGAGCCCAAGGGAAUUCAGUUUGCAGUAUGGACCUCUGGGGACACUGACCCUCAGCCUUUCCAUAGAUGUUGAUAUCAGAACUAUAGACAGUUUUGUCUUUACUGUUCAAGCCCAGCAAAACCAAGAAAAGAAUUCUUAACUUUUUUUGGUUUUGAAAACCCAAUCUCUAAAAUAGUUAAUCCUGGGUAUUUUUUUUUCCUUAUUAAAACCUAACCUCAUCUUCUCACUGUUUGGCAAUCCCAUCCCCUCUCACCUGCACGGUGACCUGGGCCUCUUCUGCUGCUGUUCCCUGCGUGCCCAGGAUGUCCGGCCCGGCCUUCCUCCAAGACAGGGACGGGACACAUGGGAGAGCUGGUUAAGAGCCCUGAUGUCUGGGAUGUUUCCCUUUACUGAGAGCAGUUUGUAGAGUUAGUUACAGUAGACAAUUUAAAAUUUCACUUUUUAGAAAGGCAGGCACUGAGGGGCUUUUGCUUGUUUUGUUUUGUAUUCAGUCUCACUAAUACUUUUCCCCUUUGAUUAAAGAUCCAAGAAAGGUUUUAAAAUUAGGAAAGUGGAAAAAGGGAAGGGCAGAACAAGGGAAGGUAUCAAUUGACAGGCCACUGCAAGCAACACGCAGAAAGUACGUUACAGUGAAAUGACCUCGAAUUCUAGGUGUUUGCAGAUUUAAUAAUCUUUGGGUUACCAGGAGCAUGAGUUAGGCAUUUCCGUAAGUAGUUCUUAAAAGUGAGUCUUCAUGGUAGAAAGCCAUUCUGUCAGCCAACCAAGUAGUCACAUCCUCUAACCAGAUGUGUUAUAUUGAAAACAUAGGAGGGGGGACCUUUAUUAGUUAUAAGGGAUACAGAACUAGUUUCAAUACCUUCUUUGAAAAUUAACCUGUCGCUGCAGGGCCGCUGAAUUAUACAUGAAAUUAUUUAACUUUCAGUGGGCGAGUCAUUUUCCAGGUAAUCCAAGAUAUUUGAAAAUCUCAUGGAGAAUUUGGAAACAUCUUCCUCUGCGAUCCAUGAACCAGAGCCACUGAAUCUCUGACUCCAAGGAAAUAAACAUGCCCCUAAAUCUUGACUACAGUUAAAUAUAAAAUUAUUUUUGUUUCUCUCCAUAGGAGAAAAAAAUAGGUAAGGGUAGAAACUGCAGGAAAAAUUAUUUGUGUAACAAUUUCUCUACCUGCAAUGUGCUCCUAAAAGGAAGCUUCCCAGCUAAAGCAGAUAUGCACUUAAAUAGUUCAUUUGCAAAGGAAAAGGCUCUUCCUGUUGCUUUCAAAAUACAAGUCAAAUGAGUCAGGUGAUAAGGGUCACCCAGCCGUUCCUCCUGGUCCAGGGCUGCUUAUCCUCUACCUGACCUUCCCUUGGGCUCAGCGUCACCCCAGGGCAGUCCUUCGCUGCCAGCCUUUGCAUCACGCUGGGGUGGGCUGGGGGGACUGGGGCUCACAGGUGUGCUGUGUGUUGUUUGUAUUGUUCUUUGUCCUGCUCUGGCCAGAUGCCAAGACCCCAGCGAGGAAGCUCAGGAGGACCCCCUGCUUGUCCGAGCAGAGGGCCUGCAUAGCAAAAGGCCGCAGCAGCCCCUGUGCGAGUCCAGAGGGAGAUGGGAUUGCACCUUUCUUUCCCGAGUCCUGCCUGGUGUGACAGCCAUGGGCUCCCUCACUGGGACUUCAUUACCCUUCUCAGGGAUGUGCCCUUCUGCAGCUGGAUGAGAACUGCAAGGUCCUAGUCCCCUUACACAUCUCCCCUGACCCAUUCUGAGGGAACCCCAUCCUUGGGGAUCACCCCAGGAGCAUCCAUGUCCUUUCAGCACACCACUGACGUACCCAAGUUGAACACCCCACAGGAAACUUGUUAUUCCCCAACCUCGCUGGACUCUCGGCCUCUGAGCAGUGACAGUUCAGUGUUCAAUGUGAUAAAUACUGUAUUUCCUGUUGUGCAAAUUGCAUCUCCCAGAUAAUGUGAAACGGUCCAGGAGAAGGCAGCUUCCUGUAUGCAGUGUGCUUUUUUAAUAAGUAACAAUUCCUUUUGAGAAACAAUUUCUACUUUCAUAUCAAUGAAAAGAUGUACUGUAUAUGCACUUACAAUUGUUCUAAUAAAGACAUGUAUUCAAAUGUA